Molecule: messenger RNA, 1660 nt
Organism: Pyricularia oryzae 70-15
Lineage: Eukaryota; Fungi; Ascomycota; Sordariomycetes; Magnaporthales; Pyriculariaceae
Product: adenosine kinase
Exons: 4
Coding region: 357-1442 (361 amino acids)
Biological process (GO): purine ribonucleoside salvage
Cellular component (GO): cytosol; nucleus
Molecular function (GO): adenosine kinase activity
Source: RefSeq, a predicted model, not a curated record
AGUCCCUCCAGAAAGGUUGGAAGGUUUGUUAAAUUGCUGUAGACGCAUCUCGUCUCAUUAUUUCUCUCUACACGAUUUUCGGAGUAUGCUAGCUUCGGAGUCAACUGCCAUGUUCAAACUUUGUUCUCAAAACGCUUGUCUGCAUAUGGCCAAAGCUGCCCACAAGGUACCGGUAGUUCAGACGCUGACAAGGAGACUUUGGACUCGGUGCAACAAGAACCCCACUAAGCAGCAUCCCACUCCAUCUCAGACCUAUUUGUCGAGCUUCAAUUACCCCUCCGCCCCCAUAGCCCAGGACUAGCCAACAUUUUCUUACAUACGCAAACUUCCGGUACAACCACAAUAAGAAUAUCAAAAUGAGCUCCCCCAAGGAAUUCCGUCUUUUCUGCCUUGAGAACCCUCUCUUGGACAUCCAGGCCGUUGGAGAUGAGGCGCUCCUGAACAAAUACGGCCUCAAGGCCAACGAUGCCAUCCUGGCCGAGGCUAAGCACGCCGGCAUCUUCGAGGAGCUUCUCAACAACUACGACGCCAAGCUGAUCCCCGGCGGCGCCGCCCAGAACACGGCCCGUGGCGCCCAGUACAUGCUGCCACCCAACAGCGUCGUCUACUCGGGUGGUGUCGGUGAUGACAAGUACUCCGCCAUCCUGCGCGAUGCCGUCCAGAAGGUCGGCCUUAGGGUCGAGUACCGCGUCGACCCUAAGGAGACCACCGGCCGCUGCGCCGUCGUCAUCACCGGCCACAACCGCUCCAUGUGCACCGAGCUGGGUGCCGCUAACCACUACGAGGUCGAGUUCCUGAAGAAGCCCGAGGUCUGGGAGCUGGUCAAGGGUGCUGAGGUGUACUACAUUGGUGGUUAUCACUUCACCGUCUGCCCUCCUGCCAUCAUGGAGCUGGCCAAGGAGGCCGCCACCAACAACAAGACCUUCAUCUUGUCCCUGUCGGCCCCCUUCAUCCCGCAGUUCUUCAAGGACCCCCUGGACGCCGCUCUGCCCUAUUGCGACUAUGUCAUCGGCAACGAGACCGAGGCCGCCGCCUUUGCCGAGUCGCACGACAUGGCUGACAAGAAGGAUGACGUCCGCGCCAUCGCCAAGGCCAUCGCCAACCUGCCCAAGGAGAACUCGCAGCGCAAGCGCGUCGCCAUCAUCACCCAGGGCACCCUCCCCACCAUCGUCGCCGUCCAGGGUGAGGAAGAGGUCAAGGAGUACCCAGUGCACGAGAUCGCCAAAGAGCAGAUCAACGACACCAACGGUGCCGGUGACGCCUUUGCCGCCGGUUUCUGCGCCGGAGUCGUCGAGAACAAGGCCCUGGCUGAGUGUGUCGACAGGGGCCAGUGGCUCGCCCGCCUCAGCAUCCGGAGCUGGGUCCUUCAUACCCCUUCCCCAAGCAGACCUACCAGCCCAAGUCUGCUUAACAACUUAAGCUGGCUUCUUCUUGUCUUUUGAUUAUGUGACUUUCCCUAUGAGUUUGGGCAUGGCGUUGAAGGAUUAUACGGGCAAAAAUGUGGGAGGGUGUUGCAUUCAGGUUUCAACAACAUAGCAAAUAUUCCCAUGUAAAAUCUGCCAGUGAUAUGCGAAAGGAGGCAAUCACUCAACUUGAGAUAGAGAAAACUUGCAACAGGAGAAAUGCAGUCUCAAUCAAAUUGGAUUGAACGACUGACCCA